Molecule: messenger RNA, 1596 nt
Organism: Aspergillus bombycis
Lineage: Eukaryota; Fungi; Ascomycota; Eurotiomycetes; Eurotiales; Aspergillaceae
Product: putative pantothenate transporter
Exons: 9
Coding region: 1-1596 (531 amino acids)
Biological process (GO): transmembrane transport
Cellular component (GO): membrane
Molecular function (GO): transmembrane transporter activity
Source: RefSeq, a predicted model, not a curated record
AUGAGAGAUACGAAAGACAAUGUCGUCAGUGAGGAAAGCUCCGUCAAUGGCGACAGGAAGGAUAAUACCCUCCACUAUGCAAGUCGUGGCCUGGCACUCAGCGAUGAGAGCGCUGGUACUGACAAUAUUGCGGGAUUCGAUGCCGAGUGGAUGAGGGCACGAACCUUCCUAACUGCUGAGGAAGAGAAAAAGCUCUUGCGUCGGGUGGAUUGGCACAUUAUGCCGCUUUGUGCGAUAAUGUUCCUGCUGAAGAAUAUAGAUUCCGAGAAUGUCGCGAAUGCCAAGAUCAUGAAUAAGGGAACAGAAAGAAAUAUCUUGACCCAGCUCGGCAUGACCACUGAUCAAUAUAAUCUCGUUACGGUUCUUUAUUACAUUCCAUAUAUUGUUGCGGAAACCCCGUCAAACCUGUUAUUCAAACGAUUGCUUCCGUCCAGGUGGCAGUCUCGGAUCAUGAUUAGUUGGGGAAUUGCCCUCGCCUGUCAUACAGCAGUCAAGAAUAAAGAGGGACUGUACGCGGUGCGCUUCCUCCUGGGCUUGUUCGAAGCUGGAUUGUUCCCAGGAGUUAUCCUGCAAUUGUGCUACUGGUAUAGGCCUGAUGAGAUGUCGCUAAGGUUGCUUUACUUUUAUAUCCUUGGAAACUUCUCUGGAAUUAUCAGCGGCGUACUAGCCUACGCAUUUGAUACAGUAUCCGGGUCUCAUGGACUAUCAGGUUGGCAAUGGCUCUUUUUAACAGAGGGUAUUAUCACCGUCGCAUUCGGCAUAGUACUGAUAUUCAUAUUUCCUGACUUCCCUCCUCAAGCCAAAUGGCUUACGGACAAAGAGAAGGCGUUCAUCCAGGCCCGAUUACCACGCAAUGCACCUCGAGCCGAAGAGAUUAACUUCAACUUCCGUGAAAUCCUCGAUUCACUGCGAGACCGCCGUCUGUGGCUUUUCACCCUGAUAUGGGCCUUCUUUACCGUGGGAACGCACGGUCUGCGAUUUUACCAACCGACCGUGAUCGCCAACCUAGGAUUCACCGACAUUGCAACAUCCCAGCUUCUCAACAUUCCUACCUCCGUCCUAACCGUCAUCUGCAUCGGCGUGUUUGGUAUUUGGGCUGACAGCUCCCGUCUUCCCCGACCUCUUUACCCUCUGUCUUUUCUAGUCGUCAUUCUAGCCUGUUACGGUGUUCUCUACAGCUUCCCCAGCAACGGCGCCGUCUAUGCCGUGACUGUCAUUGCGAAUGCACUAGGAAGUGCAUGGUUCCCACUGAUGUGGCCGUGGCGUGUACAAACCACGAGCCGUGCGACUGGCUCUGCCUUCUCGAUCGGUUUUGUGAAUAGCUACGGUCAGAUUGGGGGUGCUAUCGGGCCGCAGAUCUUCCAAAGCAAGUAUGCGCCGCAUUACACGGUGCCAUUUGCCGUUACGAUGGGGUUGAUAGCGGCUUGUAUUUUGACUACCCUUGUCACUUGGUGGAUAACCAGGGACACGGAGAGAGCGACAAGGAAGUUGAAGCUGGCUAGGCUGGAAGCCAUGAAGAGAGGGGAGGCAGUUUUGGAUGACGUUGUUGAUAACGACUUGGCGAAGAAUAGAGACGUGCAGAGGUCAGGAGUAUAA